Mastomys coucha (southern multimammate mouse) is the source of this 1144-nucleotide messenger RNA. The record is from the annotation of a RefSeq genome assembly. Lineage: Eukaryota; Metazoa; Chordata; Mammalia; Rodentia; Muridae.
AUGACUAACAUCCGAAAAACUCACCCACUAAUCAAAAUUAUUAACCACUCGUUCAUCGACUUACCUGCCCCAUCCAAUAUUUCAUCAUGAUGAAACUUCGGCUCACUAUUAGGAAUCUGCCUAAUAAUUCAAAUCAUCACAGGCCUAUUCCUAGCAAUACACUACACAUCAGAUACUACAACAGCAUUCUCAUCAGUAACCCAUAUCUGCCGAGAUGUAAACUACGGAUGAAUAAUCCGAUAUAUACACGCAAAUGGAGCAUCAAUAUUUUUUAUCUGCUUGUUCCUUCACGUAGGACGGGGAAUAUAUUACGGAUCCUACACAUUCACAGAAACAUGAAACAUUGGAGUAGUCUUACUUUUCGCAGUAAUAGCAACCGCAUUCAUAGGCUACGUACUUCCAUGAGGACAAAUAUCAUUCUGAGGGGCAACAGUCAUUACAAACUUACUCUCAGCAAUCCCUUACAUUGGGACUACACUAGUAGAAUGAAUCUGAGGAGGAUUCUCAGUAGAUAAAGCAACACUAACACGCUUCUUCGCAUUCCACUUCAUCCUACCAUUUAUUAUCGCAGCCCUAGUCAUCGUCCACCUUUUAUUCCUCCAUGAAACAGGAUCCAAUAACCCAACAGGCCUAAACUCUGACUCAGACAAAAUUCCAUUUCACCCGUACUACACAAUUAAAGACAUUCUCGGAAUUAUCAUAAUAAUUAUAUUCCUAAUGACACUAGUACUAUUUUUCCCAGACUUACUAGGAGACCCAGACAAUUAUACACCAGCUAACCCACUAAAUACCCCUCCCCAUAUUAAACCAGAAUGAUAUUUCCUCUUUGCCUACGCCAUCCUACGAUCUAUCCCUAACAAACUAGGAGGAGUGCUAGCCCUGAUCCUUUCAAUCCUAAUCCUAGCACUAAUACCAUUACUACACACCUCAAAACAACGAAGCCUCACAUUUCGCCCAAUCACACAAAUUCUUUACUGAAUCUUAGUAGCAAACCUACUAGUACUAACCUGAAUUGGAGGCCAACCAGUAGAACACCCAUUCAUCAUUAUCGGCCAACUAGCAUCGAUCAGUUACUUCUCUAUUAUUCUCAUCUUAAUACCUAUCUCAGGAAUCAUCGAAGAUAGUCUACUCAAAUGAAACCCAU